AUGCAUUGCGCAGUCUUCUUACUCGCUGCUCUUGCGUCUCACGCAGCCGCUGUGGAAGUCACUUCUACCACCUCUUCCGUGCCUGGCUCGUCUUCAACCGCCCUGUUGGUUGUUUCCUCAUCAACGGAUUUGUCUAUCUCGCUUACCUUGACCGCCAGCCGAAGGACUGUCAUCGCUGGGGGACAACCCGUGAGUUCUCAAACGAACGCAACGAGCUCGAAGGGUGCAGCUGCUACCAUGAACACCGGACAGGCUGGCGGUGUUGCUGCCGUAGCGAUUGGGGUUGUUGCUUGGCUUGUUGCCAUGAACUUCCUACCUGCAGCGCUUGAGAAAUUCAUGAUCCCCUAUCUGGUCUGA
This is a messenger RNA of Parastagonospora nodorum SN15, 357 nucleotides long. RefSeq lists its product as hypothetical. Bases 1 to 357 code for a protein of 118 amino acids. The record is from RefSeq and is a predicted model, not a curated record. The transcript has 3 exons. Lineage: Eukaryota; Fungi; Ascomycota; Dothideomycetes; Pleosporales; Phaeosphaeriaceae.